UCAAUUUAACGUUGGCGUGCGUCGUAAUGUGUUGUCUGCUGCGGGCGGAGAAGUGAACUCUCUUGUCGGUGUACCAUCUUUGUCAAGAUCAACAGCUGGGUGGGAACUCCGACAAAAAAAGUUGCUUCAAUGACAUUUUCUACAGGGAUGGCAGUUUGACUGUGAAACGAGCCAGCUGUAGUAUUAAGAGUUUAUUAUCCAGGUGGUGUCAUGGAUUUUAAUGUGAAGCGGUUAGCCGCAGACGCUGGUACUUUCCUGAGCCGCGCCGUACAAUUCACAGAGGAGAAGCUUGGCCAGGCUGAAAAGACAGAGUUGGAUGCCCAUUUGGAGAAUCUUUUGGUCAGAGCUGAGAACACCAAGCAAUGGACAGAAAGGAUCAUGAAGCAGACAGAGGUCUUAUUACAGCCCAACCCAAAUGUCCGGCUAGAAGAAUUUGUGUACGAGAAGCUGGAGAAAAAAGCCCCUACGCGAAUGAACAACCAUGAGCUGUUGGGCCAGUCCAUGAUCGAGUCAGGAAAUGAAUUUGGUCCUGGAACUGCCUAUGGAAAUGCUCUGAUAAAGUGUGGAGAGACAGAGAAGCAGAUUGGUGGAGCAGAGCGGGAGUUCAUUCAUAGUUCUGCCAUCAACUUCCUGACACCUUUCAGGAACUUUCUAGAGGGUGACUUCAAAACCAUCCUGAAAGAACGGAAGCUACUGCAGGUCAAGCGCUUGGAUCUGGAUGCUGCCAAAACCAGGCUAAAGAAAGCCAGGAUGGCUGACGCAAGAGCUGCAGCAGAGCAGGAGCUGAGGAUGACCCAGAGUGAGUUUGACCGGCAGGCAGAGAUCACCCGACUGCUGCUAGAGGGCGUCAGCAGCACCCACGCACACCACCUACGCUGCUUGAAUGACUUCGUGGAGGCCCAGACUACAUACUACGCACAGUGUUACCAGUACAUGGUGGAUCUCCAAAAGCAGCUCGGCAGUUUCCCCUCGUCAUUCUCCAAUAACAACCAGUCGUCAGUGUCGGGCGGGGCCAGCAUCUCGGUCCCCACCAUACCCGUGUCGGCCUCCCUGCCCAAUCCGUCUGGCCGCGGCAGCUCGGCCGCGUCGGGCGGCUUCAAUGAACUGCGUAGCUCCAGCGGCAGCCGCAAAGCCCGAGUCCUUUACGACUACGACGCCGCCAGCAGCAGCGAGCUUUCCCUGCUGGCUGAUGAGGUGAUCACAGUCAGCAGCGUCCCCGGCAUGGAUUCAGACUGGCUGAUGGGUGAGAGAGGCAACCAGAAGGGCAGAGUGCCAAUCACCUACCUGGAGCUACUUAACUGAGACCCACAAACGCCCCUCCAGCCCUCUGUAACCAGCUGUGAUCUCAUAUUUAUAUUGUGUUGCAGGGACAGGCCUCACUUUCUCUUCCAUUCAGUCAUUUGACAGUAAGUUUUAUUUGUAUGAAAAGAAAAAGUCUCAGUUUUAGCAGAGAUUCUUCUUUCGAUCAUUCAAGCUGGAAUGAAUAAAAUUGAGUGAAGGGAAAGGAAAUGGACCCAUUCCCCGAUGUGUUUGUAUGCAACUGCAGUACAUUUCUUAAAAAAACUUGCUUCCAUGCCUUUUGUGUUUGAUGCCAUGCAAUCUACAAUACGUGCCAGAACAUCUCCCAAACUGUAACUUUUUUUUUUGCAAAUUUGGUUUUGUUUACACUAUAUAUCUCAGAUGGUGACCUUGGCUUUUAUGUGAGGAUUUUUUUUUCUUCUUCCCUCACUGCAAAUUUUUUCCAAGUAGCGAUAUACAUUUUGUUAUUGCAAAAAAAGCACUUCAGUUUGAAGUGGAGAGUGAUGCAGACUAUUUCAAGUCUUAUUUUAUAAUUGAUAAUCUUACAGUGCAGUUAUGGUUAUCCUAAAUAUAAAUAGUGUUUUUUUUUUUUAACAGUAUGUAAUGUGUUUCAGCUUUAUUCACACGGAGCCUUUACUGGACAGUGCGUAAAACUCAUUGUUCCAGUACAUUUGAUCGAUGAGUUGUAAUCUGCUGAUAGCCAAGCAGUUAUUAAAUUCAAAUGCCAGACAUCAUAUUAAGUGCCUAUCACAGUGAAGCGGCCUUUCUAAAACCAUUUGCCUUUCUUGUAUCUACACCAACAGUAUUGAGACCAUCGACUCAGUCUCCUCCUCCCUUAGUAUUGAAUCCUAAUAUAUCUAUUUAAGUUAUUGACAAUUGGAAACCAGCAUUUCCACAUUCCUUAGUAAGUUGUCAACCAGAAGACGGCUAUUAUCAGAUUAAGUUAUUACUGUGUGUAUUCUUCAUAAAUACAUCAUUUGCUCACAAGAUGUUUAUUUUCACUGGUUUUGGUCGACUGGUGUUUACUUUGAAGAUAAGCGUAGUAAAAAGAAAACUUUACUUUUUUGACAUAACUAAUAUGUCUCAUCAGUUUCCCCUAAAGCUAAAUUUCAACUCCACAUAGAAAUAAAAACAAAGUCUCAUUACAUUCUGGGAGAUUAAAGUAUAUUAUUACACA
Messenger RNA from Thunnus maccoyii (southern bluefin tuna), 2476 nucleotides. RefSeq names its product SH3-domain GRB2-like endophilin B1a (gene sh3glb1a). The record is from RefSeq and is a predicted model, not a curated record. Bases 211 to 1302 code for a protein of 363 amino acids. Gene Ontology annotation, biological process: membrane organization. NCBI's taxonomy places the organism in Eukaryota, Metazoa, Chordata, Actinopteri, Scombriformes, Scombridae. Gene Ontology annotation, molecular function: protein binding. Gene Ontology annotation, cellular component: membrane; cytoplasm. The transcript is spliced from 9 exons.